This is a messenger RNA of Silurus meridionalis, 2330 nucleotides long. It is a transcript of the gene smox, whose product is annotated as spermine oxidase. The transcript has 7 exons. The record is from RefSeq and is a predicted model, not a curated record. Gene Ontology annotation, molecular function: polyamine oxidase activity. NCBI's taxonomy places the organism in Eukaryota, Metazoa, Chordata, Actinopteri, Siluriformes, Siluridae. The coding region runs from base 316 to 1932 and encodes 538 amino acids.
AUUACCAUGCUGUAUUGUUCAUCCCCUAUGGUAGUUUGUUGGAACACAGAACUAUGACUUUCUCACAUCUUCAUAGCCCAAUGUUUCUUUUCUCCAACUUCAUAAACUCCAAUUUAGAAUAAAAGGGAAAUAAACGUACAGGAAGUUGUUAGCUGUGUUUUUAUCCUGCACUGAUAAGCAAAUAAAAGGGAAAAAGGAAGUCAAAUGAUUAUUGUCAUUAGUCAAUUUCUUUAUUUGCAUAUCUGAAAGAACAUUGUAACAUUAAAUUCACAGCUGUAAGUAAAUAUGGUCUUUUAGAAGAGGAGCUUGGACGGCAUGCAAAGUUGUGAAAUAUCUUCGGACAGCACAGAUGAUCCUCUCAGUAGCGGCUUACGCAGGCAUCACCAACCGCGAAUAGUAGUAAUUGGCGCGGGAUUGGCCGGCCUGGCAGCCACCCAGACCCUCUUGGAGAACGGCUUCACAAAUGUCACGGUGCUAGAGGCCUCGGAUCGCAUCGGAGGCAGAGUGCAAAGUGUUCAAUCUGGUAAAGCUACUUUGGAACUAGGUGCCACUUGGAUCCAUGGCGCUAAUGGGAACCCCGUCUACCACCUGGCUGAGGAUAACGGGCUUUUGGAGCACACCACGGAGGAUGAACGGAGCGUGGGCCGCAUCAGCCUCUACGCUAAGAACGGUGUGGCCCACUAUCAGACCAACAGUGGCAAGCGUAUCCCCAAGGACCUGGUGGAGGAGUUCAGUGACUUGUACAAUGAGGUAUAUGAGCUGACUCAGGAAUUCUUCCAGAACGGGAAGCCGGUGGGCGCUGAGACGAAGAACAGCGUGGGUAUCUUCACCCGUGACCUGGUGCGCAAGAAGAUCAUGACGGACCCUGAUGACUCCGAAAGCACCAAGAAGCUGAAGCUGUCCAUGCUGCAGCAGUACCUCAAGGUGGAAAGCUGUGAGAGCAGCUCCGCCAGCAUGGAUGAAGUGUCCCUGAGUGAGUUUGGAGAGUGGACCGAGAUCCCCGGCGCUCACCACGUCAUCCCAGGCGGCUUCAUCAAAGUGGUAGAGCUCCUGUCCCAGGAAAUCCCGAGCCGUGUACUGCAGCUCGGGAAACCCGUCCGCCGCGUCCACUGGAAUUACAGCGUCCAGGACGCCGAGCAAGGCCCGGACCGAGCCGACCACAACCAGGAUCGGCGGCCCGGCCCGGCUCCGGUGCGGGUAGAGUGCGAGGACGGCGAGUGGUUCCUGGCGGAUCACGUGAUCGUCACGGCCUCACUGGGUGUCCUAAAGAAAGCCCACGAAACCCUCUUCUCGCCAAGCCUUCCCCUGGACAAGGCCUUGUCCAUUCAGAAGCUGGGCAUCAACACCACCGAUAAGAUUUUCCUAGAGUUCUCCGAGCCGUUCUGGAGCCCCGAGUGCAACAGCAUCCAGUUCGUCUGGGAGGACGAGGCACACCCGGAGAGCCUGGCUUACCCGGAAGAGCUCUGGUACCGCAAAAUCUGUAGCUUCGACGUGCUUUACCCGCCCGAGCGCUACGGCCAUAUGCUAAGCGGAUGGAUAUGUGGCGAUGAGGCGCUUCUCAUGGAACGUUGCGACGACGAGACUGUGGCCGAGAUGUGCACCGAGCUGCUCCGCAAAUUCACAGGGAACCAGAACAUUCCAAAGCCACGGCGGAUCCUGCGCUCGUCGUGGGGCAGUAACCCCUACAUCCGGGGCUCGUACUCCUUCACCCGCGUGGGCUCCAGCGGGGGAGACGUCGAGCGGCUGGCCGAACCCCUGCCCUACAACAAGAGCUCCAAGGCUCCGCAGUUGCAGUUGCUGUUUGCUGGCGAGGCCACGCACAGGAAAUACUAUUCCACGACCCAUGGUGCUUUGCUGUCUGGUCAGAGGGAGGCGAACCGUCUCAUCGAGCUCUACCACGACGUCCUCAAUGCAGAAACCACAAAAGCCUAACACGGAAUAAAAGAUGCGAAUAAUCAAAACGCAAAACCACUAACUCGUGAGGAAAAAAAAAAAGAUUUCUGUAUCGAAAAUGACUAAACGUGUAUUUAAAAAAAUUCAUAAAUAAAUAAAUAGUAGGGGCAUUAAACUAAUACCACAAAAAAAAUUUAUACUGUACUUAGAUUUAUAGAUAUUUAGAUAUUACUGAGAUGUACUGUAUGCGGCCGCCGAGUCCGAAGGCCGCCGCUCUCUGGUUCUUAUUUUUCUGCGAUUAUUAUUAUUAUUUUUUAAUCUAUACGUUUAUAACACGUCUGUAAUUUAACUUUUUGUAAGUGCCUUCUGUAUUUAAUGGUGUUCUUUAAAAAAAAUAAAACACAGUGGCAAAGAAUAAAUGUGAUCCAUAAACCGAG